This is a messenger RNA of Tuber melanosporum (Perigord truffle), 704 nucleotides long. RefSeq lists its product as uncharacterized. Gene Ontology annotation, molecular function: chromatin binding; protein heterodimerization activity. The transcript has 3 exons. Gene Ontology annotation, cellular component: Fanconi anaemia nuclear complex; FANCM-MHF complex. The record is from RefSeq and is a predicted model, not a curated record. Bases 122 to 535 code for a protein of 137 amino acids. NCBI's taxonomy places the organism in Eukaryota, Fungi, Ascomycota, Pezizomycetes, Pezizales, Tuberaceae. Gene Ontology annotation, biological process: replication fork processing; resolution of meiotic recombination intermediates.
AAAACCUCUCGUCAUUGUAUCAUAUGAUACAUAGAGAAAUACCGGUAUAGUACUGCAAAUUGCGUGUUCCUCAUCACAUAAAUAAAUCCACCCACUCGGAUAGACGGACCCCUCGUCCCCGAUGGCUGAACCAAUUAUCGACGAAGCCCUCCGCGAGGUACCACCCCUACCUUUCCUCUUGCUUAACUUUACAUUCCGCCCUGCUGAAAUAUUUCAGAGGCUCAAGUCAGCUCUCUGGUUCUCCAUCGGUAAAAUUGUCGAUGAGGAGAUUCUUCAACUUAAUGUCAAUGCAACUCCUCAAUUCAUUGGAGCUCUGACCGAGAUGGUCUGGGCACAAAUAGAGAACGUUAGUCGAGAUCUCGAGUCAUUCGCCAGGCAUGCUGGACGCUCCACUGUUAGUACCGACGAUGUUCUGCUGCUUGCUCGAAGAAACGAGGGACUGGGGGAGCUUUUGAAGGCCUUUGUUGAUGAAGAGAAUGCCGGGAAGCUUGUGGAUAAAGGAAGGGGGAAGGGAAAAGGGGUUGCAAAAAAGUGAUUUGUUAUUCUCUGAUUUGGGGUAUUAUUGUCACUCCAUAAUUAAUGUCACCAUUGCAACCGGACACAUUAGCAGUCUCCAUAACGCCUACAGCGUUGCUUAAGUGCCUAUUUGUCACAAUCAUAUAUGUAAUUGCUAUUCUGCAAUGACAUAGUCUGCAAGUACAAGU